This is a messenger RNA of Dalotia coriaria, 8967 nucleotides long. RefSeq names its product Rho GTPase activating protein at 100F (gene RhoGAP100F). Bases 468 to 5471 code for a protein of 1667 amino acids. The transcript is spliced from 15 exons. Gene Ontology annotation, biological process: signal transduction; cell migration; regulation of Ras protein signal transduction. Gene Ontology annotation, molecular function: protein binding; GTPase activator activity. The record is from RefSeq and is a predicted model, not a curated record. Gene Ontology annotation, cellular component: synaptic membrane. Lineage: Eukaryota; Metazoa; Arthropoda; Insecta; Coleoptera; Staphylinidae.
CGACUCGUGCGCCCGCUCGCAUCGGCAGCAACGGGCCGCGACCCCGUUCGACCGAAUAUCGUCCAGCACGAGCUCACACCCGAAAAAACGCGUUUUCGUAUCGUUUCGGGCGCGCAAAACGCGCUGAAAACACUCGAAUUCCAAAAGAAACCGUGACAUUCUCGUCUUAAACUCUCGUCCUGCACACUCAUCCACUCACACACACUGCCAUUGAACUCGCUGCGAGAGGAUAACUUUUCAUUGCUGAAAAAACUACACAGUUUUAACGAUGAAAUUUAAUUUUGAGUGAAGUGCUGCUUAAAAACGAGUUUUCUCCGCCGCAAACGAAGAAAAUCCACGCUGGGGUUGGUAAAAACUAAGGUGGUGCAUACCGAGAUGACAUGGACAUCAUCGGUGCGUCCUGCAGGGAUGAAACGUGUCCAAGACAUAUAAAUAGUUCGUGGCUGUUAUCCCGGAGGUAAUCUGGUAUGCAGUGGCGGAAAUUGGCGCGUUCGAAGAUCACAUCCGGUCGAUCACGCACGCGCAAUAUGCUCUGCUGCGGCCGGCGAAAGGAUAAUGGGCGAGAGGCUUUGGAUCUCACGGCAUCUCCAUUGCGCGCGGCGCCAGGACCCACAGCACGCAACAACCACCCUCCACCAAUGGUCAUACAGGGUGACUUCCGGAAGGUUUCCGGUAUUAGCACGGAAAUCUUCAAGCAGAUAGAGCAAGUAGAGAACGACCACGAUGCGACGACGGCGGCGGCGUUGGAGCACGUGGAGCGGCGUGGUGAGAUGAUUGUCCGCAUCCUCGACGCCCGGCAGCUGGGGCGGUCGUGCGCGGAGGCGGCAAAGCGCUUCCAAUCGAUGCAGGACGCCAAGCACACGGUGCAGUUCGUCGAGAUCGUCAAGCGGCCCGGCCAGACGCUCGGUCUGUACAUACGCGAGGGCAACGGCAUCGAUCGCACCGACGGCGUCUUCAUCUCGCGCAUCGCCCUCGAGUCGGCCGUCUACAACAGCGGCUGUCUCAAGGUCGGGGAUGAAAUCUUAGCGGUUAAUCUAGUGGACGUAACCCGUAUGAGUCUUGAUGAUGUGGUUAUUAUUAUGUCCAUCCCACGCCGGUUGGUCCUUGCGACACGGCAACGUAAGGGUGGUAUUAAGGGUGGGCAAGAGUCGCCCAAUGUCCAGCCCCGCAACGAGCACAAACCACCGCCGGUGGUGGUCAUUAAACGUGACCUACGUGAAGAUGAAAUUGAUGAGCCUGAUUUAGGACAACAUAGCAGGGAUACGAUGAGACAACGACACACAGGCGACGGGAGAGAAAUGAGUGAGUCCCGUUCGCGACUGGGCCUUGGAGGGUUAGAUGGACGCGGUGGGCACACACAGGACACCAAUGGACUUGAUCUGUAUUACAAUUCACGUCCGCCGGAUAGUUGGGGUUAUCAACCACCUCCGCCGGUUAUUACUGAGCAACCUAAAGGAAACAUCCAACACUUCCAACCCUUUGAAAGAGGUUAUCCUGGUACCCUAGAAAGUCUUGCUGAGAAGGUGCACUCCUUUGGUUUGCCAAAUCAUAGACGUAUGAGUGCUGGUAACCAACCCAUUCCUGGGAGGUUAUCAGGGCAAUCACAACAGAGUCCAUCGAGUCAUUAUUAUGUUCAGCAUACAGGUACUGGUUCAAGGAGGAUAAUGCCCAGGUCUGGGUCUGAUCAACAUUUACCGCAUACAGAGUAUGCUGAUUACACGAGCAUAACCCCAGCUGGGAGGCACAGUCUGUUGAGGUCCAGUUUGAAAUCAGGGUCUACGUUGAGUAGAUAUAAUCAACGUUAUGUGGACCAGACCUCUGUGGCUGCACAAUUAGCCCAGGCAAAGUAUGCUAGUUCCGGACAGUAUGCAGGUGCGGGGACACUUACUAGGAGAAAUAGGAGUAGUUUGGAUUAUAGCAGUGACACUGAGGCAACGUGUGGUCCAAGAAAUAGUUACUAUUACUAUAGGCAACAAGCACCACCAGUCCAACACUCAACUUUGGCCACUUUGGGUCGUAGCGCAUUGACCUCAGGAGGUCCCUCAGACAUCAGUUCCAAAUUCAACUCCCUUCCUAGAGAUACUCGAGGUGCCACUCGCCUGGCGAUGAACAAACGCUUCGGACCUGCGUCGGCUCUUCUUCAGGACGAAGCCGAUGGUAAUCUUUCCGCACCAGAAAUGCCCUCCCUGCGGCAACGAGGAAGGAUACCCUCGUCACCCAAUAUAUUCACUUCAGACGAGUACAGACAAUGGCUGAGCCGUACACCCUCCACCUCCGCCAUCUACGAGCAGAUUCGUGCGUCGCGUGACGUGCUCAAUCAGCAGCGCGCGGCGAGGUUCACCUACAGCGCUGAAAACAUUCACGCAGCUCUUAAGGAUACCGAAGGAGGGUAUUACAGUGCGUACGGCAGGCCGGGUGUUACCGCGACGCUUGAUCGCAAUUUCUCGCGUGCGCAGCAUCAAACCCCCGCACGCUCAUUGUCAACUCAACAUAUCACAUCAUCCCCAUCAGCUUUAGCAUCAAGUAGGUCACCUUCAAUGCGUCGCAUGAGACAACUCUUGGAGUUGGAUGCUGUGAGAGCAGGAGCACCUAGUCCUGUCCCAACCCCAAGUGGGACUCUCCCACGAGGGCAAAGACAGUUGGAUAUCAACCCCGCGGAGUUCUUGAAAUACAAAAUUGAUAAACCAAUGCAGGGUAGUGGUCUUAGUGGCUUGCCUUCGUUGGGUGGUAGUGGCCUAGGUGGAGAGGAACCCAUUAGUGGUUUGCUGUGGGUGCAUCUUCUUGCUGGGCGAGGGUUGCGGGCAUCUACUGGGUCUUCAAAUGCUACUACACCGGUUACACCUAGUGGUGGAACAGCUCCAACGAUAGGAGGGUCAACUGGAAUGCGUGACCUAUACUGUGUGCUGGAAUGUGACAGAGUCCAUAAAGCCCGUACUGUUGUUCGUACUGGAGAUUUGGUCUUUGAUUGGGACGAAUCCUUUGAAUUAGACCUUGUCUACAAUCGCGAACUAGAUCUACUAAUUUACUCCUGGGACCCACAAUACCGUCACAAACUGUGUUACAAAGGUUCAGUCCAUCUUGCAUCUCUGCUCAAAUCUGGUCCUUUACAUCAGUUGGCUUUGAAAAUUGAACCUAGAGGAACAUUAUACCUUCGUCUGAGACAUACCGACUCUUUUACUCUUUACCGGCGAAGAGGUAUCUCAUCAAUGACACUCUCAAGAACCCAACCACUUUUUGGUGUAGAUCUUGAGAGUAUAGUCAAUCGGGAAGCCAAAACCGGUGGUAUCCCUGGCGGGGUUUCCACUGGUCUAGCUGGUCCUGGCCAACAAGUACCAAUCAUUAUCCGAAGGUGUGUGGAAGAGAUUGAGCGACGAGGGUUAGACAUAAUUGGACUAUACAGAUUAUGUGGAUCUGCUACUAAAAAGAGAAUCUUAAGGGAAGCGUUUGAAAGGAACAGUCGUUCUGUGGAUUUGACACCUGAUAAUGUCCCUGACAUCAAUGUCAUCACAGGAGUUUUGAAGGAUUAUCUUCGAGAAUUACCAGAACCUUUGUUCACCAAGUGUCUGUAUCAGAUGAUGGUGGACGCACUAGGGGUGUGCUUACCUGAUGACCCAGAGGGUAAUGCCAAGUUGAUGUUCUCUAUCUUGGAUUGUUUACCAAGAGCAAACAGGUCUACUUUAAUAUUCCUAAUGGACCAUCUCGCAUUGGUGGUAUCCGCAUCGGACAGAAACAAAAUGUCCGCCCAGAAUUUGGCCACUGCAUUAGCUCCAGUCCUGAUUUUACAUUCCAACGCUGAUGGGCAUCCUACAGCAGUGAAGCACGAAGUUGACUACAACCAACCCAUCGGGGUACUCAAGUAUCUGUUGCAGAUUUGGCCAACGCCCAAACACCACUCAGGUCGACGCGCCAGGCUACCCGGGCCGCGUGGAGACAGUCGCAGUGCGUUAGCUCCGGCGGCGGCAGCUCUGGGAGCAGCGUCGGGGGCAGCGGGCUCAGCGGUCAACUUGGCCCAACGCCCGCUGGCAUCCGAGCCGUCUCGGCACUCAGUGGCUCCGUUUCCUCCUCCUCCUCGCUCUCUAGUCUCGGGCCCCAGAGGGCCUGCGCCACCGGUCCCCUCACAUCAGACACUCGGCCAAUCAUCAGUAAACAAAGGUCCUUACCGUCCGCUCUCACCUCGAGUCGGACCGGUUGCGGCGCCGCCUCCGGGCUGCUUGGCAGCUUCAGCGGGGGCGGCAUUGGCCUCGUCAGCAGCGCCAUCCCAGCCCGCGCACAAACCGCGGCAGGUGAUAGUAUCCUCGCCAGGCUCGCCAAGCAGUAGCAGUGACAGCCAAUCGGGUUCCGACUCGGUUAAACACUACCAGACACCGUCAUCUCGUGCGGUCAGCGCGUCUCCAGCUGCUCUACGUGGGUCGCCUUCAUCCAUGCGUAACUCGCCUACCCUCCGUCACACGCCAUCAUCAGGUGCAACUACCACUUCUAAUGGUACCUCGGCGUUUGCUUCCACCAAGUCGCCGUCAAUCACAAGUCUAAGCCGUGCUAGUCCUUCAUUUGGUACCACUCGAAGCAGUUCACCUGCUAUGCAAGGUAGUUCAGCAGGAAUGGCUGUUACCCUUGCAUCAGCAACCAGCGCACUGUCAACCCUGACAGGACUACAAUCUACUAUCUCGAAUAUUAAUACCACUGCUGGUAAUCUCUACAGUCUAAGCUACUCUCAACCUUCUCAACCUGCGCCACCUCCUUCACAACCCACUACAUUCGCAAGCACAAAUCCCUUCCUAACUGGAGCUUACCUCAACUAUACCACAUCUGAAUCUUCUACUUAUGGUGGUAAUGGUUCAUCAAAACCUUACUCCAAUCUCUUUGACACCAGUAAAUAUUCCUAUGACACUUCCCCUGUAACCAACGGUAAAGGCUAUGACAGAUCCUAUGAAAACGGCAAAGAUUCCACUAAUGCAACAAGCAAACUCUUCGAUAAACUCUUCGACAAUGGUAAAUACGGCUCUGGAUCAUCCUCCUCAGCAUAUGAUUCACAUGGUAACCAUGGCAGUACAACAAACAACCACGGAGGUCACGGCAAUCACACCAACAACGGCAAAGACAAACCAUUCGCAUACGAAACAUUCAAGUCGUAUUCAUCAGCCGCAUCAGACGCAUUCAGCACCAGCGAUGUGUACACAACAAGCAUGGCCGCCAGUGAUAAAUACAAAUCAUAUCUGGCAACCACAACCAGCGGUUACAACCCAUAUAAAUACGACAGCAGCUCACCACGAGAUGUCUCACCAAGCAGCACUGGUAACGGCGGCCAUGUUGGCAACGGACAUGACGGCAACGGGUCAAAUGGCGGUGGUCGUGGCGGCCAUCUUCAAGUCGAGGAAACGCCAACACCAACAAGCAGCAUCGAAACGGAGGAUAGUAACACCCGCGAGGUAGGUGAGAAAGACGUCGAAGGCGAUGGCGAACUGUCAGACUAAAUUGACACUCACACACGUCACAUUGACGUGUGUACGUCAAGUGGGGUUAUGUUUCAUAACGUCACCAUGCGUAAAAUGUAUGUCUGCUUGAUAGAAUCAAACGUACUCGGCGAUAGUAUCAUUGUUAACGUAUAUAUAAUAAAUGAAUCUAUAUAUAAAUAUUAUAUAUAUAUUAUACAAUAUAUAGAAGGAUAGCUAUUAUUAUCUAUUUAAAAUAUUUACGCGGACGGAGGGAUUUUUUUGCGACGUCGAUGAAAUGAUUUAAAGACUUUUAGCCGUAGUUAAAAUUUGAUGUAGUUCUAAACUAAACAAAAAAAAAACUAAACCUAACCUAAAACUUAAAAAAAUAGUAAAUGACAGGCAAAAAGACAGAACGACACGACUUAAAUAAAAAAAAUGAGAAAUAGUUGCCGUCACCAGCGGAAGAAACUUAGUGAAUCAUUGUUAUGUGUUUGCACAAUAUACAUAUAUAAAUAAUAUUAUAUAAAAUAUAUAUGAUACGAUUAUAUAUAUACAUACUAAUUGGGACGACGACGAGAUGAAGAUGUUUUUUGACUUUUCAAUUUUUUACGCUUUGUAUCGACUUUUUGAUUGCGCCCCAAAGACGCGCUGAUACUAAAGUGACGUGUAGACGUGUAGAACUAUACAGAUAUACAGUGUGUUUAACCUAUAGCAGAAAUUCUUUAUGAUAUAGCGCGAGAUUACGUUUCGUCUUUUCGUGUGAACGUUGUUGAAACUGUUUGAGAUCAAGCACAAAACUCCACUAGGAAAGUUUAGCGAAAUAAAAGUAAAAAACUUAAAACGAAAAGCAAAUCAAACCAAAAUGACGUUUUGGUUUGUUUUUCUCACUGUGUAAAUUAACUAAGCAUAUAUAAAUAUAUAGAUAUACUCCUCGUGCAUAUUAUACAUACUAUAUUAUACACACAUGCGAAGCAACUUUUUUGAAACGUGUAUAUUACUAAGCGUAUUGUAUGUGAAAGUUUAUACGCGCAUGCGCGGGACGACAACACUGCCACCACUUUAUGAACGUCACACAACACACACACAACAUUCAAAUUGAAACUAUACAUGUGGUUGCUUUAUUAGAAAGCAAUAAAACUAGUUUAAAUGAAGAACAGAACGUUGACGUAUAAAUAAAAAAACUAAACAACAACACACACUUAACGAGAUAACUUUAAUGAUGUUAAUAUAAUCGUAAUCGUGCAUACGUGUAGAUAAGUGACAGUUGAGCGAACAAAAAAUGGCGCAGAUGGUUAUCUAGGCUUUUUACAUUUUCGAGCAGACAAGAAAACAAUGCCAUAUACGUAUACAGUACGUCAUAGCGGAUAUAUUCCUAACUAGAUAUGUAUAUGUACGUGUCGAUAUAAUGUCGGUAAGGUAGAUUUCUGCGCUCGCGCUCGCUUGUUUCUGCAUUGUGGGUUGCUGCGCGCAUAUUUCUUGUUGAUGUUGUUGGUUAUGUUUUAGUCUUUAUUUUCCGGCAGCAACCACACUAAAACCAUCAAACAAGUGACCAGCGAGGAAUUAGAUUUUCACAUGUAUACAUACAUUGCAUAUAUACAUAUAUUAAGAUAAUAAUUAAAUUAUAUACUAGGCGCGCACGUUUGUUUAGUUCUGCAAAAGGUAAGAAAUCUAACAACUGAAUUACGAAUUGAAUGUAACUGUAGAUAUUAUAUAUACACUGGUAACACACCUACACACACAUGUAAGCAUCUGUUCGCUGAGCGAAUGUGUUGUUUGAUUGUCAUCUGUCAAAAUUUGACGACAAUUCAUGUCAAAAACAAAAACUAUACAUAUUAUCAUUGAAAGAAUCACGGAAGUUGAUUGUAAGUGAUGUGAAGGAAUAAGAAAUGAGCAUAUAAUGGAACAUACAGUGUGUUUAAAGGCACUUUGAACAUAUUGUAUGUUUGUGUGGAAAAGAUUCAUUGCGAAUGAUCUCUAGUCAAUUUUCUGUUUGGUCAAUUUUAGGCGUCUAUAUAUAUAUAUGAAACAUAUACGAUAUGAUAUAUAUCUAUAGUGUAAUUAAUUCAGAGCGGAAACAAAAUGGCGGCAAGUAAACAAAAAAUGAUAAAAAAUUAAAAACUAAAACUUGGGAUUAACGCAAACGAAUGAAAAUGGAUGAAAUGGUGAAAGAUUAACGUUGAAUAUUUAGACUGUUGAAGAGUUAUUUAUAUAAAUAUGAUUGUUUGGUUUGAUUGAUUAGUAUUUCGGUUUUUCUUGAGACUUGAAUAAAAUGUUUAUGUAGCGGAAUUUUUCAUGAAUGUGUGUGCACAUAUCAUAAACGAAUUCGUGAAUUUAAAGAAAUUGUAAGAAAAAUCAUAAGGAGAUGGUGAAAUAACAAAAAAUAAAAUGACGUACGAAUUAAAUAUCAGUAGAAGAAGUUGCCUAUUAGUACUAUCGAGUAUUUACGAUUUGUUUACGGAUAGCUCAUCAUCGACUGACGUAAUAAAACAAUUUAGCAAGAAAAACAGGAAAUGACAUGCAAAAGACCUAAUAAAACAUAAAAAAAAACUAAACAAGAAACAAAUUCUAAACGAUUAAAUGAUGAGAAUGUGACGCAAAAAAUUGUAAAGCAUUGUAAAAUGUACACAUGUACACACUGUAUAUUAACUUCUCUCUCAUACUCGUUGUGCGGACGUUAGAGAACGACAUUCAGUCACACAUUAACACACAUUGACAUUGACAUAAGCUAAAAUUUGUAACAUAGUAGAUUUUGACAUGAAAUCAUUGAAGAAAACGACGAAAAACAAAUCUCAAAGGGAUUUUUACCGAAUCACAAAACCGAAUCUAACAAUUAAUAAAUUGCAUAGACGUAUAAAAUAAUAUCAUAUUAGGUGAGAGAUCAAUCAAUCAAUCAAUCAAUCUCGGAAUUGAAUUGGACACACGUUUAAACACACAAAAAUCAUCUUGCAUCUCACCAUCAUCAUCGACGAAAUAAGUCUGAACGUAUACAAUGUGUAAAAAAACGAUAACCUGCGUUAGGAGGUAUAUUACUACAACUACAACUAGCAGCGCCACGUAGCGUCGCGUAGCGUCAACUCUAGCGCCACCAAACGGCAGGGAAACAUACCAUCUUUCAUAUAACGUAAUAUCUAACGAUAAUAAUUGUUAUAAACAACCAUUAAGUCACAAUGUAAGUGGAAAAACGCAACAAUUAACUGUUUUGUUGUUUUGAAUAAAAAAAUGAAUAAAAUGUACACGAAGAUUGAUUGAUUGACGCAAAAAAUACUUGCGGAUAAACGAUGGCGAGCGAAAACCGAAACAGAGUAACAAUGAGUAAUAAACAAUAAUAAUUAUCAGUAUUUAAUGAAAUGUGAGGCAUGCAAACUCAGCUUUGAAACGGUACGAAAACAAAAUGGCGGAGACAAACAUGGCGGGAUGUGUCAUGUGAUGAGAUGGUGCGCGAAGAUUGUAAGAACGGCUAGAAACCCUCCUAAUUGACGAUUAUACUAUAAACAUUUAAAUUAAUAAAGAAAUAAAUCUUUCAGUUGACUCAUAA